AUGGCCCAUGAGGCUUUUCCCCCGGACAACCCAUUCGCCCUGGGCGAGCUCUCCGCCAGCCUGCAGACCUCCCACGACGACGCUAGCGACCAGCACUACCAGGCCUAUCUGGCUGCGCAGGCCCCUGCUGCGAUAUGGGGACAUCCAUAUCAGAACGCUGGCGUGAAUGCUGUCAAGCAGUCGUCCAGCUCAGGUGAUUUCGGCGAUGACCCUCCUGCCGAGGGCAGUGAGCCACGGCCUGAGCCGAAGAAGCGAAAGCGCAACAAGCCGACGCUGAGCUGUCGCGAAUGUGUCGAGAAGAAGAUCAAGUGCGAUCGAGGCCGACCGCAACUUGCUGAGGUAUUUUCUUUCAAUACAGCUGUCUUUCGUGUAUCCGACGGGGAACGGAAUGUGUCUAUCGAUUCAAAGCUGAAUUGGUCGACAACAUUUUUGGCAUUGGAUCCGAGUAUGCAGUCGUCGAACCUCCCAUGCUUCCGCAUUGCUGACAGGCAGGUCUAUAGGUAUCCGUUCAGUAAUUACUGGACACUAUCCGGCGGGUUGGCUGAGGUUAUUUGCGUGCUUCCAAGAAAGGAGCAGGCAGAUAUUCUGGUUGAAGUGUUCUUCGAGUCUGUUGAUCCCGUUUAUCCCCUGCUCAACAGAGAGCGGUUCUACAUCGACUAUGAAGGCUUCUGGGCCCUUGACAAUGCCGAGAAGGCCAAGGUUGAUGCUGACUUCCUUGCCCUCAUCUUUAUCGUACUAGCGAUGGGCACACAAUUCCUCAAAGUCCCGGGUUCAAAGACGAUCGUUCCGCAGAACGAGACGGCCGAGUUCUACUCCAGCGCUUGCCACCAGAGCCUGCGGCUCUUCUCGUACCUGAACCGGACGUCGAUCCGGGCCAUUCAGUCGAUGGUCUUCAUGACUUACUUCUUGCUGAAUUCCGGCCGCGCCUCCGACGGCUGGGCGUUCUCUGGCAUCCUCGUCCGGCAAGCGUACGCAACAGGCUUGAAUCGGGAACCGUCCCUGGUCAGUCCCCAGUUUACGCUGUUUGAACGUCUCGAGCGACGACGGCUCUGGCACGCGAUUGUGUGUCAGGACAGUUUCAUGAGCAUGAGUCUGCGACUGCCGCCGGCGGCGACGCAUUGCGACAUUGACAAUGCCGCGCCCCUGCGUGAGAACGACGACUCGUCCUUCACGGAAGGAAGCCCGGAGAGCAUCAGCGAAGACCCUUUCAACGGACCCCGUGCCUCGGACCAGGGCUAUGUCCAGAGCAUGUAUUCUCUCGCGUUGCUGGCGCAGGAGACCAUUGCGACGCCGCGAUCGCUGUCCCUGCCCAUGGCAUCGAACCCGCGCCAGCGCAGCUUACUCCUAGCGCGCUUCCGAGCAACCUACCGCUCGUUCCCGGACGCCUUCCGGGCGUGGGACGAGAGCCGCAUCGCGACGCUGGUUCAGCAGGGCGAGAAGCGGCUGGUGCGGCAGAUCAUGUUCCUAACGGGUAUAUACUGGCACUGCAUCACGCUGAUCCAGAGCGAGGGGUUGGAGGAGGCAUCGACCGAAGGCCGAGGAAACAGCGAUGCGUCUUCUUCUUCUUCUUCUUCUUCUUCUAAUGCUGCUAUCAGAGGGACGCUCGAGGCAGCGUACGAGGCGAUGAGAGCAUUCUUUGUCAUUCACUCGGUGCUGAAGGGAGAGGGCAGCGUGUGGUGGGCGUUUUGUCACCGCGCGUUUUCGGCAGCAAUCAUCGUCGCCAACCUGGUGAAACGACACGAUGAGGAAGAGGCUUCGCGACAGCUGCAGUCGACCUCCACCAGCAGCUUAGGAACUGGAACCGACGCUGCUGCGGCUGCUGCUGCUGCUGCUGCGGCAGUGCCGCGUGGAUCAAACGCACGACGAUCAACAGCGAUGGAUCCCCUCUGGGAGCGCGCACGCGCGGAUGUACUCCGAAUGCUGGAGAUCCUCAAGGGGCCAGCCCAACUGGGCGAUGAAGGGGCGAAGACUCGCGUUGAGGUGCUAAGCAGUUAUCUGGGAUUGGGGAAGUAG
Rasamsonia emersonii CBS 393.64 is the source of this 2013-nucleotide messenger RNA. RefSeq lists its product as uncharacterized. Gene Ontology annotation, biological process: DNA-templated transcription. The record is from RefSeq and is a predicted model, not a curated record. Gene Ontology annotation, cellular component: nucleus. The transcript has 6 exons. The coding region runs from base 1 to 2013 and encodes 670 amino acids. Lineage: Eukaryota; Fungi; Ascomycota; Eurotiomycetes; Eurotiales; Trichocomaceae. Gene Ontology annotation, molecular function: DNA binding; zinc ion binding.